AUGGCGGGCACGGGAGGGCCCGUAGGGCCCGGGGAGGGGGCGGCGACGGCAGCAGGGGCGGCCGAGGCUGUGGUGGUGGUGCUGGGCGCCGGCAUGACCGUGCUCAGCCACCCGCUGCUCUAUGUCAAGCUGCUUAUCCAGGUUGGGCACGAACCGCUGCCUCCCACCGUGGGGACCAACUUGCUGGGGAGAAAAGUCCUCUACCUGCCUGGCUUCUUCACCUAUGCCAGGCAUAUCGUGCAAGUGGACGGGAAGAGGGGCCUGUUCCGAGGCCUCAGCCCCCAGCUGGUAUCCAGCGUCCUCUCCACAGUGACCCGGGGCGGAGUGAAGAAGGCCUUCCCCCAGGAGGAAGUGGAGCACGUAUCCAAUAAGGAUGAUGUGAAGACGUCCCUGAGAAAAGUGGUGAAAGAGACCUCCCACGAGAUGGUGAUGCAGUGUGUGUCCCGGGUGCUCGCUCAUCCUCUGCACGUCAUCUCGAUGCGCUGCAUGGUCCAGUUUGUGGGUCGGGAGUGCAAGUACAGCGGUGUGCUCGGCUCCAUCGGGAAGAUUUUCAGGGAGGAGGGGCUGCUGGGAUUCUUCGUCGGUCUGGUCCCCCACCUCCUGGGAGACCUCGUCUUCUUGUGGUGCUGCAACCUGGUGGCCCACUUCAUCAACGCCUACAUGGUGGAUGACAGCUUCAGCCACGUGUCCAUCAUCCGCAGCUACACCAAGUUUGUGAUGGGGAUUGCAAUGAGUGUGCUGACCUACCCUUUCCUGCUGGUGGGCGACCUCAUGGCCGUGAACAACUGUGGGUUGCUGGCCGGCCUUCCUCCUUACUCUCCUGUAUUUCACUCCUGGAUGCAGUGCUGGAGACACCUGAGUAUGCAGGGCCAGCUCUUUCGGGGAUCGAGUCUACUUUUCCGCCGGGUCUCCGCAGCAGCGAGCCUCUCCCUGGACUAAGUGGAAGUGGUUUCGGUGUAGUAAUAAUAACGGACCUAUUACCUCCGCCAGCUGGAGCGGGCCAGCCCGCAGGGGCUCGGAAGAACCAGGGAGACGGGGGGUGCCUGACCUUUCUCUUCUCCAGCCGGCCCGAGGACCAGACCUAAUCCCCCUCCCCAACCUCCCCUUGCUGCCCGAGCCCGGGAGGACCUCCGCGACCGGGCCGGAGACCGUGGCCAGGACGACAGCACCGGGAGUCAGGGAGGAGAUGGUGAAGGGCGAGGGCUGGGAGACUGGUGGAGCUAAGUGGGUUGGGCUACGGGGUCUGUGCCGGCGAGCCCCUCUGCUGGCCCGGGUGACCCAGAGCGUAACGGGGCCGGGCGCCCGUGGCCCCGUUGCCCGUUCCGGGGUCUGUGGCGGGAAGCGGGUGGGCUGAGAGACGUAAUGGGGCCGAGCUCCAGCCCCUCACUCACUGUGGGAGGCUUUGCUUCAGAGGGAUGGGCAAACGGUCCCUGUCUGCAGCCACUCAAGCCCCUCGUGGAGGGCUAAAAGGCAGGGAAAUGGGGAAAUGCAGUCUCUUCCUCUUCCCUCUCCUUCCCCAUCUACACACGUGCCCCCUUCCCCUUCCUCUCUCCCUCCCCCUACCCUGGUACGUGGGCUGAAGUCCUGCCAGGUGGCUGGGGAAGAGCCAAGGGGGUUGGUCUUUCAGUGAAACCUGGCCUGCCCCUCCCCGAGUCCUUCUGAGCUCUGCAGACUCAACUUGAGCCCAGGCAGGGAAAAGAUUUGCGGGGGUCCGGUGGGCGAUGGCUAGAGGGGGCAGCCCAGCAGUCCCGGUGUCCCAGUCAGCUGUCCCACAUGGGACAUCUCCAUUGCUCAGUGGGGGUGAAAGUCCUGAUGGUGAUGGGCUUCCCAUUAGUCACCUGGCCCUAGGCCCGGGCUGGCUUCGGGGCUGCUGCGGUGGUGACCCGGCUUGGGUCCCGCUUAUCACUCACAUCUCUUUGUUUCCUUGGUGUUCCCCGCCCGGUCGGUUCUUGCCCUCAGCUCUGCCCCGAACUGUGGAACUCCUUCCCCGCUCAGUUGGGCAGCAUCGGGAACAAGCUGAAGCGGGUUCCAGUCCGGGCAGCCCCUCCUCAUCCCCAGUGGCUCGUCUGAAAAAGCCAUCCGGGCUCCAAAGACUGUAAUUCCACCUGUAAAUAAACCCUGGAGCCGCCUCUGCUCGGUGUCCAUCUUGCUCAUCUCAGGGCUAGGUUGGCUUCUCGUCCCUGGCAGCCUGAGGCCUGGGAUCUCUAGACAGCGGGGGGCUGCUUUGAACAGCUGUUCCCCCAUCCUCCUUGCCCCCCUUCUGUCAAGGAUCUGUUCUUCGGCACCCCUUUUGGGGGUGGGGGACAGCCAGAGGACCGGUGAGCCAGUCCGGGGACUAGCUGGGGAGAGGCCCCUGGCUCGGCCUGGGUGGGAAAAAGCCCCCUCUACUCGCCAUUGUCCAGUCCCCGUGGCAUCAGAGGUCUCACUGGUGUGUGUGGAGAAGCAGGGGCCCAGAUGGAUGGGGCCACUGGGGUUGGGAGGAGGGA
Messenger RNA from Tachyglossus aculeatus (Australian echidna), 2486 nucleotides. RefSeq names its product mitochondrial carrier 1 (gene MTCH1). The record is from RefSeq and is a predicted model, not a curated record. The transcript is spliced from 12 exons. Gene Ontology annotation, cellular component: mitochondrion; membrane. The coding region runs from base 1 to 939 and encodes 312 amino acids. Gene Ontology annotation, biological process: positive regulation of apoptotic process. NCBI's taxonomy places the organism in Eukaryota, Metazoa, Chordata, Mammalia, Monotremata, Tachyglossidae.